AUGCACGAUUUCAUGAUGAGCAUCGCACGACCAUGGGGUCAGGGCACAUCCGAGUACGACUGGCUUGUCAUUGACACGGCUCUCGAUGUCGUGAUCGGCCUUGGCGUUACGCUCAGCCCCUCCUUCUCCGAGUUGUGGAAGGUCUUUGAGAAGCCGAUCUUGAAGUUCGCCUCUUCCGAGUCUGAGAACAUUGAGCGCUCGACCGGUUUUGUUGUUAUCGCUGAGUGCGCUGCCAACAUGGAGGCUGCCGUCACCCCGUACACAGCCAAGCUGCUCAACCUCCUUCCCAAGCGCCUCUCGGACACCGACAACGAGACGAAGAGCAACGCUGCUUACGCCACCGGGCAGUUGAUUCUCAACUCCACUGACAGCAACACAUACCUUCCCCAGUAUGAGAACAUCCUGCGCAAGCUUGAGCCCAUGCUCCAAAUCCAGGAGGCCCGCAUCAAGGAUAAUGCGGCCGGCUGCAUCUGCCGCAUGAUCAUGGCCUACCCCGACCGCGUUCCUAUCAGCGAGGUUCUCCCCGCCCUUGUUGGCCUGCUUCCCCUCAAGGAAGACUUUGAGGAGAACUCGCCUUUGUACGAGUGCAUCUUCAAGCUCUAUCAGGCACAUGAGCCCACUGUCCAGGCCCUGACUCCUAAGCUUAUUCCCGUCUUCGAGGCGGUUCUCACACCCCCAGCUGACCAGCUAGACGACGAGGCCCGUGAGAUUGUCCGCCAGACGGUGACCCUUCUCUUUAAUGCGAAGCAAGAUUUGUUCAGCAGCCGUCCUAAUGUGUUGAAGUUUGCCGGCCUUGCCUAAGCGAGAGGUUGGGGUUUUUAAGUUGCGUAGCAUGGUAUGGGUGGAUUUUUACGACUUUUCCUGCAUGGUGAGCGACGAGUUCGGACCUGGUGAUCAGACAAAAGAGCUGUAAUGAAGAUAAACGUCUCUAGGGCUGAACAACUUAUAUGGGUAAAAGGGGCACGUGGUAGACCGCAUGGUCUUUUGGGAAAUUGAGGCUGGUGUGCCAUCAUUCCAAGUUAUCGGGUUAGAUGAUGAUGAUACC
This is a messenger RNA of Lasiosphaeria miniovina, 1045 nucleotides long. Its product is annotated as armadillo-type protein. Gene Ontology annotation, cellular component: cytoplasm; nucleus. The transcript is spliced from 2 exons. Gene Ontology annotation, molecular function: nuclear import signal receptor activity. Bases 1 to 801 code for a protein of 266 amino acids. The record is from RefSeq and is a predicted model, not a curated record. Gene Ontology annotation, biological process: protein import into nucleus. Lineage: Eukaryota; Fungi; Ascomycota; Sordariomycetes; Sordariales; Lasiosphaeriaceae.